This is a messenger RNA of Dimorphilus gyrociliatus, 2446 nucleotides long. The record is from the annotation of a GenBank genome assembly. NCBI's taxonomy places the organism in Eukaryota, Metazoa, Annelida, Polychaeta, Dinophilidae.
AAUUUGUUUAUAGAAACAUGGCGGCAAACGUGUGGUGAAUGAAUUUUCACUAUUGAGAGAAAAUGUUUCGAUUUUCGGAUUGCCCUGGAAUAGAUCGCAUUUGUAAAUAACUGACUUUGUUUUUAUAUCUUACUUACUAUUAGAGUUUCGCUUUUGAGAUAAUGACAAUUCGCCUGUGAAUUACUAUGUAAGCUCACGAUUAGAGGAUUGUCGAGUAUUUACGUUGGUAAACAACAAUUUUGCUGCGGUUGGCAGAAAUUUUUCGAAGUCAAACCGUAAUCUCCGAAGUCAAUCUACAAGACGUCUUGUUGUCUUUUUACAUCAUUUUUAUUUUCAGAACGCCUCUGAAAUGAGAGCAAGAAUCGUAUAAUCGAUGACGUCAUAGGCGUGGAUGGCAUCAUCGCGCGACAAACUCCAAUUCCUCAGCAAAGUAGCUAGUGUGGACGAAGAUGAACUUCCAUCGGAUCUGGAAACGGCAUCGGAUACCUAUGAGCACUAUCAGUUUCAUUUAUCCGAUGCCUACGAAUUAUGUAAAGUGUUUGAGGACAUAUUCAAGGCUACUGGUUCAGAUGAGCGCAUGAUAAGGCGCCUCGAUUCUGAAAUUUUUCAACAUAACAAAUGGUCCGUUACUUUUGCUCUUAAGUACAAAUUAAUGAGGACCCUCAUUGCUCAAAGGGCGAGAUUAUCAAUCAUAAGAGAUUGUGUAAUUCGGCUCAAGUCUUUUACAACGUUCGUUCAGGAUGUCGUUAAUGUUGCUAGACAAGAAAUGGAAAGUUGGGAUGCUAUUUGUCGAAAUUCUCUCGAUUCACCACCGCAAUCAAAGCUAGACUGUCUAAAUUCGAUUUGUGAUGAUUUACGUGUGCAUACUAACCAUUUCUCGUCUAUCGUUCAUUGCCUGCAUAAUUCGUCGAAUCAUUUGGGAUGUUCUGUAUUACAAUUGGCUGUUCAAUUAACAGCUAUAGAGAAGCGUGUUAAACGUCUUAGAGAUAAAACAAUAUUAUGGAUGGAGCGUUUUAUAAAAGUUGGUAUCAAAGUUCUAGCUCACAGUGAUCUGGAAAGAACAACAUCUGAUGUAUUAUGGAAUAUCGCAAGAGGAAUCGAGGAAUACAACGCCAUAGUCCUAUCGAUCAAAGAUUGCUCAUGCAAUCCACAAUCGAUAGCUUUUACCGAGUUACUUAGUUGUAUGGCCUGUGAAAAGGCCAAGUACGUAGCCAUACAUACUUACCGUCAUAUCGCCUGUUCGGAUGAAAUUCAUCACGUACUCAGAAAGUCGAAAGAGAAGGAGAGAAUCCUUGAUUUAUUAGAUAGAAUCUCUCCCGUAAUGGAAGUGUAUCAGAAUGAUUGGCAAAUAUUAUCGAACUUUCUAAGUGUAUUCGCCCAGUCAACUUCACUCCUUCGUUCCUCUCUGCGUUCUUCAUCAACAAGUAAACGACGUAAAAGAAAAAAUAGUAGUAGAAAGUCAAAAAAUGACAAAAAAACAGUGAAAUGGGAAGACACUGACGAUUACGGUAUAAGAGAGAAAUUAAUGCAACAUUACGCCGAUGCUCUUUGGAUGCACUUUGGAGGUUUAAUAAGUGAUUUCCUGGAUGAAAUGUGUUGGGGUAGCGUCGACGACUGUGAAAGAAUGAUGGGAAGGAUAUUGUCAGACGAACUAACGACCCUAGUAUCAGUUAGUCGGCCAAAAUGCGCUGAUGAGAGAAUUCUACUGACGUAUGAUGAGAAUUCCACUUACGUACUGGCUGAAUUGAUACAUCAACGACUAAGUACUGUUGCAAUAUCGAUGCAGACGUUGUCUAGUAGUAUCACGAAACGAUUUAGUGAAAUUUUUCGGAAGAAAGCUUUAGAUUUUUUUGAAAGCUCUCUACCAGUGGGUAAAGUAUGGAAGAAGAAAGGAGAGCCACCGUGUGAUCCCUUACCUUAUGCUGAAAGAGCCAUAGAUGAACUAGUUGAACCAGUUAUCGACGCUUGCAACAGCCUGAGCCCGAACGCUCAAACCUCAGCUUUUUGUAUUACUCUGAACGCAUUAUGUUACGCUUGGACGAGCGUUAUACUACAGAAAAAAAUUCGAUUUAGUGUCAUUGGAGCGAUGCAACUUCAGCAAGACUUUAAUUAUGUAAAAAAUUAUUUAAAUAAUAUGAUCCAAAAUGAGAUUGUUAAGCAGAGCGUGCUCGAAAUGGAUAUCUUCAAUGAAUUAAAGGGUAUUGUCGAGCUGCUGCUGGAACAGCCGCGUUACGGUCGAUCAGCUAGUAGAGGACGAGUCCCGUCUAGUAUGUGUUGCGACGAAUCAGCUGUUUCUACUGUUGAGUCUGCCUAUCAAGCUUCCAAUGGAUUCGGAACAUCCCGUCCCUCUUCGGUUCCAAAUGCUAACUUAUGGCUGUCUCUCCGAGUUCAUGGAGGUAGCAGAAGCUGGAAAAUUCCGUCGUGUUUUACGGCUACAGGAGAGUAG